AUGUCUUCUUCUACCACAGAAAAGGUAGCUGAUAAGCUGCCCUCCAAGGAGGAGCUCAAGGAGGAUGUGAAGAAAGCGACCAAAUCUUCGGUACAGUCGCUCCGUGCACUGGUCGCUGGAGGUGUUGGUGGUGUGUUCGCUGUUGUCGUGGGACACCCAUUCGAUCUGGUCAAGGUGCGGAUGCAGACUGCUGAGAAGGGCGUUUACAACGGCGCUAUGGACGUUCUACGAAAGGGCAUUGCAAAAGAUGGGCUGGUAAGAGGAUUGUACGCAGGUGUUUCAGCGCCGCUUGUAGGAGUAACCCCCAUGUUUGCUGUAUCUUUCUGGGGCUACGACCUCGGCAAACAACUCGUGACCUCCGUGUCGACAGUCGAGAACGGUCAGUUCAGCGUCGCUCAAGUCUCGGCCGCUGGUUUCUUCAGUGCGAUCCCUCAGACGCUUAUCACCGCACCCUUCGAGCGGGUAAAGGUGCUUCUGCAGAUCCAGGGUCAGAAGAACCUGGCACCGGGCGAGAAACACAAGUACAACGGUGGUGUCGAUGUUGUCAGGCAAUUGUACAAGGAGGGCGGAAUUCGCUCUGUAUACCGUGGCUCUGCGAUGACGCUCGCACGAGACGGCCCAGGCUCGGCAUUCUACUUUGCAACAUACGAAACCGUCAAGAGGAAGCUCACUCCCAAGGACCCAGUGACAGGUCUGCCAGGGCAACUGAGCAUGCCUGCCGUUAUGGCUGCUGGCGGCGCUGCGGGUAUUGCCAUGUGGAUCCCUGUUUUCCCUAUUGACACGAUCAAGUCCCGCUUGCAGAGUGCCGAGGGUCGGCCUACAAUUAGUGGUACGAUCAAGGGCAUUUAUGCAAACGGCGGCUACAAGGCUUUCUUCCCUGGUAUUGGGCCUGCGAUGGCCCGAGCUGUCCCAGCCAACGCCGCAACGUUCGCUGGUGUCGAGCUUGCACAGAAAGCCAUGAGGAAAAUGUUUGACAAGGAUGGCGAUUAG
Molecule: messenger RNA, 990 nt
Organism: Ascochyta rabiei
Lineage: Eukaryota; Fungi; Ascomycota; Dothideomycetes; Pleosporales; Didymellaceae
Product: carnitine transporter
Exons: 2
Coding region: 1-990 (329 amino acids)
Biological process (GO): mitochondrial transport; carnitine transmembrane transport
Cellular component (GO): mitochondrial envelope
Molecular function (GO): O-acyl-L-carnitine transmembrane transporter activity
Source: RefSeq, a predicted model, not a curated record